CAAGCUGUCAGCCCAUGUGGCGUGGCCAUAGAGCAUGUCAGACAUUUAAAUUAAAGAGAAAGAAUCAAAGAAGCAAGAGAAAUUCAGAGAGGACACAGGGAGCAGUAAAGAUCGCCAUUUGUCAGAAACCGGCAGGACCAGGUACAAAGAAAAACAUAAGAUAAAGGGACGUGGAGAGGAUACACCAUUAGCGACUGAUACACCAUUUCGUGCGUAUGCCAAGGCUAGCCAAGCAUCAGAGAAACAUGGAGGAGAUCGUAAUAGCUGGAAUUUCAGGCCGACUGCCUGAGUCCAACAACCUGGAGGAGUUUUGGGAGAACCUCUUCAAUGGCGUGGACAUGGUGACCGAGGACGACAGGAGGUGGAAGCCAGGUUUGUACGGCUUGCCCAGGAGAAACGGAAAACUGAAGGAGAUCAAUAAAUUUGAUGCCUCUUUUUUUGGAGUUCACCCUAAGCAAGCCCACACCAUGGACCCCCAACUCAGAAUCAUGUUAGAGGUCUCAUAUGAAGCCAUUGUAGAUGGAGGUAUAAACCCAGUGUCCAUGCGUGGUUCUAAAACGGGAGUGUACAUCGGUGUCAGUGGUUCAGAAGCUGGAGAGGCUUUCAGCCGGGACCCAGAGGAGCUUCUGGGGUACAGCAUGACAGGCUGCCAGCGCGCCAUGUUCGCCAACCGACUCUCCUACUUCUUCGACUUCAACGGCCCCAGCACUGCCAUCGACACGGCCUGCUCCUCCAGUCUGCUGGCUCUGGAGAAUGCCUUCAACGCCAUCCGGCACGGGCAAUGCGACUCUGCCCUGGUGGGCGGGGUCAACCUGCUGCUCAAACCCAACACCUCUGUGCAGUUCAUGAAACUGGGCAUGCUCAGUCCCAACGGCACCUGCAAGUCUUUUGACUCUUCAGGUGAUGGUUACUGUCGCUCGGAGGCCGCCGUGGCUGUGCUGCUGACCAGGAGGUCUAUGGCAAGGAGAGUAUAUGCCACAAUCCUCAACGCUGGCAACAACACAGACGGCUACAAGGAACAAGGUGUGACCUUCCCUUCUGGAGAGAUGCAGCAGCGUCUGGUACGCUCUCUCUACCAGGAGGCCAACAUCUCCCCUGAGCAAGUAGAGUAUGUGGAGGCCCACGGGACGGGCACCAAGGUCGGUGACCCACAGGAAGUGAAUGGCAUUGUCAGCGUCUUCUGCGAGUCCACGCGGGAUCCUCUUCUGAUUGGCUCCACCAAAUCCAACAUGGGCCAUCCUGAGCCAGCGUCUGGCCUGGCUGCUCUUGCCAAGGUCGUCCUGUCCCUGGAGCACGGCAUGUGGGCCCCCAACAUCCACUACAACAGCCCCAACACGGACAUCCCCGCGUUGACGGACGGCAGGGUGCGCGUGGUCUCCGAGCCCCUCCCCGUCAAGGGCGGCAUCGUGGGCAUCAACUCCUUCGGCUUCGGGGGCUCGAACGUGCACAUCAUCCUGCGGCCCCCCGGGGCCCCUGCUCCCCCACCCGGGCCCCAGGAGGCCCCCGCGGUGCCCAGGCUCCUGCAGGUGUGCGGGCGCACGGAGGAAGCAGUCCGCACGCUCAUAGAGGCAGCGAAGCAACACAGCACCAACGACAGCUUCCUGAGCCUGGUCAACGAGGUGUCAGGCGUGCCCACGGCGGCCAUGCCCUACAGAGGCUACGCUCUGAUUGGCAGCCCUUCGGACGUAUCGGAGGUGGAGCAGGCGCAGGCCACGCCCAGGCCCCUCUGGUACAUAUGCUCAGGGAUGGGCACGCAGUGGGCAGGCAUGGGCCGCAGUCUCAUGCAGGUGCAGGAGUUUCGGGAGUCCAUCCUGCGUUCUGACGAUGCGCUGCAGCACACCGGGCUCUGCGUGUCGCGCCUCCUGAUGGAGGCUGACGAGAGCACCUUCGAGGACACGGUCCACGCCUUCGUGGCCCUCGCCGCCAUCCAGAUCGCUCAGAUCGACCUGCUCCAGAACAUGGGCUUGCAGCCGGAUGGCAUUGUGGGACACUCGGUGGGCGAGCUGGCGUGUGGCUACGCCGACAGCUCCCUCAGUCACAGUGAGGCCAUCCUGGCGGCCUACUGGAGAGGAAGGAGCAUCAAAGAGGCCAACCUGCCCCCCGGCGGUAUGGCAGCAGUAGGCCUGACUUGGGAGGAGUGCAAGGCUCAGUGCCCACAGGGCGUGGUGCCAGCGUGCCACAACGCUGAGGACACGGUCACCAUCUCUGGCCCACAGGAGUCCGUCAGCCAGUUUGUGGCGCAUCUGAAGGAGACCGGGGUGUUUGCUAAGGAAGUGCGCAGCGCAGGUGUGGCCUUCCACUCGUACUACAUGGCCUCGAUCGCCCCGGCCCUGCUGUCUGCGCUCAAGAGGGUGAUAAAGACCCCAAAGCUGCGGUCGGCCCGCUGGAUCAGCACCUCCAUCCCGCAGGCGGACUGGGAGAGCCCCCUGGCCCUGUACUCCUCCGCAGAGUACCACGUCAACAACCUGGUGAGCCCGGUCCUGUUCCAGGAGGGGCUGAGCCUGGUGCCCGAGAACGCCGUGGUGGUGGAGAUCGCCCCACACGCCCUGCUGCAGGCGAUCCUGAGGCGCAGCCUGAAGCCGUCCUGCUCAAUCGUGCCGCUGAUGAAGAGAGGACACGCCAACAACCUGGAGUUCUUCCUCUCCCACAUCGGCAAGGUCUACAUGCGCGGGAUUAACGUGGACAGCAACAGGCUGUACGCUCCUGUGAGUUACCCUGUGCCCACUGGCACCCCUCUGAUCUCCCCCCGCCUUGGCUGGGACCACUCUCAGGACUGGGACGUCCCGCGCCCGGAGGACUUCCCUGCAGGGUCAGGGGGAUCCACCUCCGCCACUGUCUACAACAUCGACAUGAACCCUGAGUCUCCGGACUACUACAUGAUGGGGCACUGCAUCGACGGGCGGGUUCUGUACCCGGCCACCGGCUACUUGGUGCUGGCCUGGAGGACCCUGAUGAGGAGCCUGGGGGCCGUGAUGGAGCAGACCCCCGUCAUCUUCGAGGACGUCACCAUUCACCGCGCCACCAUCCUGCCAAAGACCGGAACGGUUCAGCUGGAGGUCCGCCUCAUGCCUGCGACCAACAAGUUUGAGGUGUCGGAGAACGGCAACCUCACAGUCAGCGGCAAAGUCAGCAUCUUGGAGGAGAAGGCCAUGGACACCUUCCGCUCCCAGAUGAGCCAGCCCGUGGGGGAGUCCGAGGACAACAACCCCAAACUGCGCCUGACCGCCAGCGACAUCUACAAAGAGCUGCGUCUGCGGGGCUAUGACUACGGCAAAACCUUCCAGGGCAUUCUGGAGUCUAACAAUGCUGGGGACUGUGGGAAGCUGGAGUGGAGUGAUAACUGGGUGACCUUCCUGGACACCAUGCUGCAGAUGAUCGUGGUGGGCCUGGCAGGGCGGAGCCUGCGUCUGCCCACCCGCAUCCGCUCUGUCUGUGUGGACCCCACGCUGCACGCUGAGAGAGUGCAGGACUACGCAGAGGGCAAGAGAGCUGUGGGCGUGCAGGUGAACCGCUGCUUGGACAGCAUUGUAGCGGGAGGAGUUCAGAUGUGCGGCCUUCACGCCACGGUGGCCCCGCGUCGCCAGCAGCAGCAGACCCCGCCCACGCUGGAGGAGUUUGUGUUCGUGCCCUUCUCCGACGGCGAGUGCCUGAGGAGCAGCGAGAAGCUGGGAGACCAGCUGAGGCACUGCAAAGGUCUGAUCCACAGGCUGCAGAGGAAGCUGGCCCAGCAGGGCGUGAAGUUCUCCAUCCCCGGCCUGGAGGGGGCGACAGAGGGCCAGCUGAUCGGGGCUGAGUCGGAGCAGGGCCUGCUGAGGCUGCUGUCGGUGCUGUGCAGCCUGGAGCUGAACGGGAACCUGCACUCUGAGCUCCAGCAGACCGUGCAGAAGGAGAGGGACUGUCUCCUGCAUGACCCCCUGCUCAACGGCCUGCUGGAGUCCCCCGCCCUGCGCCACUGCCUGGACCUCGUCCUGGAGAACAGCACGCCUGGCAGGGUCAAAGUGCUGGAGGCUUUGGCUGGAGAUGGACGCAUGUUCUCCCGAGCAGUCGGCCUCCUCAACAUCCAGCCCAUGCUGCAAUUGGACUACACGGCCACCGACGUGGCUGCUGAAGUGCUCACCGCCCACCAGUCCUCUUUGGAGGGCCUGGGAGUCUCCGCCGGCCAGUGGGACCCCCUCAGCGCCCCCGCCCCCGGCAACAUGGCGGGAGCCGACCUGGUGAUGUGCAACUGCGCUCCCGGCCCCCUGCCCAACCCCGCGGAGGUGUUGGGGAACCUCGUUUCAGGGGUGAAGGAGGGAGGGUUUUUGUUGCUACACACCCUGCUGAAGGGAGACACGCUGGGCGAGACUGUGGGCUUCCUGACCACGCAGAACCACCAGCAGAACCUGCUGUCACAGGUGGAGUGGGAACAGGCGUUUGCCGAGGCCUCCCUCCGUGUGGUUGCCAUGAGGAAGUCCUUCUACGGUUCUGCGCUCUUCCUCUGUCGCCAUCUGGCCCCCAGCAAACAGCCCAUCUUCCUGUCUGUGGAUUCAAUGGACUACCAAUGGGUGGAAACCCUGAAGUCCACCCUGGCCCAGGCCUCAGACACCCCUGUGUGGCUCACGGCAACCCAGGGACACUCUGGAGUGGUCGGAAUGGUCAACUGCCUCAGGCAGGAACCAGGCGGCAACCGCAUAAGGUGUGCGUUUGUGUCCAACCUGAGCACGGCGUCGGCUGCCCCCUCUCUUGACCCCUCCCACAUGGACCUGCAGGAUGUUCUGGAGAAGGACCUGAGUGUCAAUGUGUACCGCGAUGGACAGUGGGGUGUCUUCAGACACCAGCUCAUUCCACAGGAGCUGAACGAGGAGCUGACGGAGCAGGCCUACGUGAACGUGCUGACGCGCGGUGACCUCUCGUCUCUGCGCUGGAUCGUCUCUCCUCUGCGCCACUUCACCUCCAGCAACCCCAACGUGCAGCUCUGCCGUGUCUACUUCUCCUCCCUCAACUUCAGGGACAUCAUGCUGGCCACCGGCAAGCUGCCGCCCGACGCCAUUCCAGGAGACCUGGCGCUGCAGCAGUGCAUGCUGGGAAUGGAGUUCUCCGGGCGUGACCCCAGCGGGCGUCGCGUGAUGGGCCUGCUUCCCGCCAAGGGCCUGGCCACCUGUGUGGAUGCUGACAAGCGCUUCCUUUGGGACGUGCCGGCCAGCUGGACUCUUGAGCAGGCAGCCUCAGUGCCGGUGGUCUAUGCCACAGCGUACUACGCCCUGGUGGUGCGUGGGCGUCUACGCCCUGGGGAGACUGUUCUGAUCCACUCGGGCUCCGGUGGGGUGGGCCAGGCUGCCAUCGCAAUUGCCCUGAGCCAGCGAUGCCGUGUCUUCACUACUGUCGGCUCUGCCGAAAAGCGGGCCUACCUGCAAGAUCGUUUCCCUCAGCUGAACGCAGAGUCCUUCUCCAACUCCAGAGACACCAGCUUUGAGCAGCACGUGCUGCUGCACACUCAGGGCAAAGGAGUGGAUUUGGUACUGAACUCUCUGGCAGAAGAGAAGCUCCAGGCCAGUUUGCGUUGCCUGGCACGGCACGGACGCUUCCUGGAGAUCGGCAAAUACGACCUGUCCAACAACUCUCCCCUCGGCAUGGCACUCUUCCUGAAGAACGUGGCCUUCCACGGCAUCCUACUGGACGCGCUGUUCGAGGAGGGGAACCGCGAGUGGGAGGAGGUGUCCGAGCUGCUGAAGGGGGGGAUCGCCGGUGGCGUGGUCCAGCCCCUGCGCACCACCGUCUUCGAGAGGAACCAGGUGGAGGAGGCCUUCCGCUACAUGGCCCAGGGCAAGCACAUCGGCAAGGUCCUCCUGCAGGUGCGUGGCGAGGAGAAGGGGGCAGGUGUGCAGCCCGUGCCUCUCUCUCUCCCUGCGAUCUGCCGAACCUCCUGCCCCGCCACCCACUCUUACAUCAUCACUGGAGGCCUGGGUGGCUUCGGCCUGGAGCUUGCCCAUUGGCUGACGGAGAGGGGGGCUCGUAAACUUGUGCUGACGUCUCGCUCCGGGAUCCGAAACGGUUACCAGGCCAAGCGAGUUCGUGAGUGGCAGGGGAUGGGCGUCCAGGUUCUGGUGUCCACCAGUGAUGUCAGCACCAUGGAAGGCACGCAGCGCCUCAUUUCUGAGGCUGGAAAACUGGGCCCCGUCGGGGGAAUCUUCCAUCUCGCUAUGGUCCUGAAAGACGGAAUGCUUGAGAACCUGACUCCUGAACACUUCCUGGAUGUCAACAAACCUAAAUAUAAUGGCACCAUUCACCUGGACCGGGUGACAAGGGAGCUGUGUCCGGAGCUCAGCUACUUCGUGGUGUUCUCCUCCGUGAGCUGCGGCCGCGGGAACGCCGGCCAGAGCAACUACGGCUUCGCCAACUCCACCAUGGAGCGCGUGUGUGAGCAGAGGAGGCACGCCGGGUUUCCCGGCCUGGCUGUGCAGUGGGGCGCCAUCGGCGACGUGGGCGUGGUGCUGGAGACCAUGGGCGGGAACGACGCCGUCAUCGGUGGCACCCUGCCCCAGCGCAUCGCUUCCUGCAUGGAGGUCCUGGACCGCUUCCUGAACCAGCAGCGGCCCGUCAUGUCCAGCUUCGUGCUGGCCGAGAGGGCGGUGUCAGCCAAAAGAGAGGGGACGGGGCAGAGGGACCUGGUGGAGGCGGUGGCCCACAUUCUGGGCGUGCGAGACGUCAGCAGCCUCAACGCAGACUCCUCGCUGGCGGACCUGGGCCUGGACUCGCUGAUGGGCGUGGAGGUACGACAGACGCUGGAGCGCGACUAUGACAUCGUCAUGGCGAUGAGGGACAUCCGCCAGCUGACCAUCAACAAGCUGCGUGAGCUGUCCAGCCAGCAGGGCAGCGCUGAGGAGACCAGGCCGUCUCCUCUGAAGAGGGCCGUUUCUGAGGUCCUGUCGGAGUCUGACCUCAGUCAGCUGCUGGUGAACCCGGACAGCCCCACCAUCACGCGUAUGAACGAGGUGCAGAGUGCAGAGAGGCCCCUCUUCCUGGUGCACCCCAUCGAGGGCUCCAUCACCGCCUUCCGCACCCUCACCGCCAAGCUCAGCGUGCCCUGCUACGGCCUGCAGUGCACCAAAGCUGCUCCCCUGGACAGCAUACAGAGUUUGGCCUCCUACUAUGUGGACUGCGUGCUCCAGGUGCAGCCUGAGGGCCCGUACCGCAUAGCUGGGUAUUCCUUUGGCGCCUGCGUGGCCUUCGAGAUGUGUUCUCAGCUGCAGGCUGCCCAGAAAGCUGUGGAGUACCUCUUCCUGUUUGACGGCUCACACUCCUAUGUGGCAGCGUACACGCAGGUGAGAGCUUCGCUCGCUUGUCUCUCAAAGCUCAUUCCCUGUGCUUCAUCCACAGUCUUACCAUGGCUUUCUUUUGUGCAGAGUUACAGGGCCAAGCUCACCCCAGGCAACGAGUCUGAAGCUGAGACUGAAGCCUUGUGUGCCUUCAUCCAGCAGUUCACUGGCACCGAGUACAACAAGCUGCUGGACACCUUGCUGCCCCUCUCAGACCUGGAAGCCAGAGUGAAUGCGGCAGUGGACCUGAUCACUUCCAGCCAUAAGACCAUGAGCCGGGAAUCCCUGCACUUUGCAGCCUCCACUUUCUACUACAAACUUAAAGCAGCUGACCAAUACGUACCCGCCACCAAGUACCACGGCAACGUCACCCUCCUGCGGGCCAAGGCCAGCAGCGAUUACGGGGAUGGACUGGGCGCCGACUACCGGCUGCAUGAGGUGUGUGAUGGGAAGGUGUCUGUCCACGUAAUCGAGGGUGACCAUCGCACCUUCCUGGAGGGUGAAGGCGUGGAAUCCAUAACUGGUAUCAUUCACAGCUCACUGGCUGAGCCCCGUGUGAGUGCCAGAGAAGGUUAAAGCCCCACCCAGUCCGGUACUGCCAUUCCUGCAACCCGCACACAACAGGGCCCUUCCCCUGUCCCCUAUCCCUGCCUUUCCUCACUGGACAGACUCCACGUCACCCAACACUGGACUGUUCUGAAACCUUUUUCACAGGCUGGACAAUGGCCUUGUCUUCAGCGUCUUGUUUAGUACAAACUUUGACACAGGGUGUUAUCUGCUGUGGGCAAAAGAUACCCCUGUAUCCAUGCUGUACCAAUACAGUUUAUAUGUUUGUUUUCUUUUGUACUGUCCUGUUUAUUUUUUUUAUCAUGUUUUGCAUUAUAAAUUAAGUAUAGAAUGCAUGUUUUUCCAUGACAUCUGCAAUGGCACUAUAUAAUGCCGUGUGGCAACUAAUUUCAGAUGAGGAAAAAAAUCGGUAAUGAUCAAGGCAUCACUAGUGCUUAAACGGUCUGCUAAAGGGUUUUUAAAGCUAUAUCGUAUUUGCAUAUUAAUGCAUGCCCAUAUGUCAAGCUAUAGUUGGCCCUAAUGAUGCAGUCCACGUCAUCUGGCACACUACACACAUUGUAUUACAGUACAGAGAUACCCCGUAUUUGGCUAGAGUUUCCUGAUUAGCACUGUAAAAUGUACUGAAACUGUAAUUUAGUGAAGAGGAUACCAGUAUAAAACAUUGCUUUAGAAUUUAAACACUUUAUUAAUUACAGCAGAAAUACCCUAGAUGGUGUCUUUGUAGGUGUUCUUUCAUUUUGAUGCUGAUUGCAUUGCCCUGCAAAGAUGCUGAUACUGUCUUCAGGAAUUUUGAUAGGAGGAAGAUACAAUGCUCCAUAAUGCAUCAGAACUGCAUCAGCCUGAACAAACCAAAAUAUAUUUACUUUGAGUGUGUUUUUAAAAUAUAAUUACAACACAUGGCAAACCUGUCCGUGCAGCAACACUUCCUGUAUUUUUCCUUGUAAUUACUUGCGUAGUAGAAAAAUGUACAUUCCUGCUAUGAAAGUUAGAGAAUUAGUCAAAAUUUGCCAAAUUGCUUGCUGAGAAGUUCGGUACUGAAGUUCAUGUAUUCAAUUUCAUGGCAUUUGCUGGAAAAAGCUGUAUUGUUUAUUUUAUUCAUGUGGUUUAUUUCUUGGGAUGGCUGAUCUGAGUUCUGCCCCAUUUUAUUCUUGUUUAAUGCUUUGUGUUGUGAAUUAAGGAUUAUUUGGUUUAAAAAACUACUACUGUCAUAGGCCAAAAUACUGCUACGGUGUAACUACUAAAAGAUGUAUCUUGCCAUUUAAAUGUAUGGAAAUUAUUAUAUUGGGAUGUUCCUUUGAUACAUGAUUGUAUGGAUAGUUUUGUCAUUCCAUAUAUCUUUUAAAAAAAGCUAACCUGUUAUUAAUCGGAAUAUUACCAGUACUAAGUUACAUAAGAAACCAUGUGUUCCAAGUCUUUGUAUCCAUCUCCGAAUGCCAAACAGUCUAUUCUGUUUAAACUGUCAUAUUAGCAGCAUUAUCUUUGUCCAAUUCAUUAGUCAGAAAUCUUUGUAGAGUAUAAUUGUAAAUUAUAUAGGUGGAACAGGCAGUUUGUGCCAUUUGGUCCAGAAGAAAUGCACUUAUGUGAAGACCACUAUUCCAGCCAACUGUCACUCCCAGCCCUUAAUUCAUCGACUGGAGAAUGCAAAAGGCGACCGAUUCAGCCAGCAGUCUGAUCUGAUUUCUGAGGCUCAAUCAAGUCAGUGAAGAAUCAGAUUUCUACUUUGUGUCAUUGUUUGCAGUGUUCAGGAGGAGAAACAAUGGAGUGUUCCUCUGUUUUGUUUUAUCAUUAUUGUUCUUUUUUUUUAAUUCUAUGCGGUAAUUUUCAAGUAUUUAUUGUACUAGACCAAAUAAAUAGCUAUCACUAAAAAUUUUA
Messenger RNA from Conger conger (European conger), 9734 nucleotides. It is a transcript of the gene fasn, whose product is annotated as fatty acid synthase. Gene Ontology annotation, molecular function: 3-oxoacyl-[acyl-carrier-protein] synthase activity; fatty acid synthase activity; phosphopantetheine binding. Gene Ontology annotation, cellular component: cytoplasm. Gene Ontology annotation, biological process: fatty acid biosynthetic process. The coding region runs from base 216 to 7871 and encodes 2551 amino acids. Lineage: Eukaryota; Metazoa; Chordata; Actinopteri; Anguilliformes; Congridae. The record is from RefSeq and is a predicted model, not a curated record. The transcript has 41 exons.